This is a messenger RNA of Fulvia fulva, 342 nucleotides long. RefSeq lists its product as uncharacterized. The record is from RefSeq and is a predicted model, not a curated record. The transcript has a single exon. NCBI's taxonomy places the organism in Eukaryota, Fungi, Ascomycota, Dothideomycetes, Mycosphaerellales, Mycosphaerellaceae. The coding region runs from base 1 to 342 and encodes 113 amino acids.
AUGUCGCAGGGGAGUCCAGUGGACAGUGUCAUAUCCAAUACGAGCGCUGGCAGCAAGCUACCCGAGAACACUAGCACUACCGAGAAGCUGCUCGAAUGGUACUCUGUCGACAUUUUGGACAACUUCAACAAGCGCGAUUUCGACUACCCAAUAGCUCGUUACGGAAGUGAGAACUAUAAGUUUGAGGCCAUCCAGAACGAUGGAAGUCUGCUUGAGCUUGACGCUCCAGGCAUGAAGAAGUUGCGGGUAUGGUUUUUUCUUGAGCAUUGCCCGCAGGCCUAUGGCGAGGUGUUAGACGUUGUGGUACAUCUGGAUGAGAUCAACGGAACCGCUGCUGUCUGA